CUCCGCGGCAGACGUCAUCGCCGUGCGCGCGGGCGCGGGCCGGUUGCGCGGGGAGCGGAGCGCAGCGGAGCGGUCGCGGCGCAGCGCAGGAGCCGCUGCCAUGCCGGGCCAGAAGUGCUUCCGCCGGCGGAGGGACGACUCGGAGGAGGAAGAGGAGGACGAGCAGGUCGCGGAGGAGGUCAGGUUAAAAGUUGAGGAAGCCAAAGAAGUUCAGAGCCUCCGAAGGAGACCCAAUGGGGUGAGUGCUGUAGCUCUGCUGGUGGGAGAGAAGCUGCAAGAAGAAGCAACACUGGUGGAUGACCCAUUCAAGAUAAAGUCUGGGGGAAUGGUGGACAUGAAGAAGCUGAAAGAAAGAGGCAAGGACAGGAUUAACGAGGAGGAAGAUCUGAACCUGGGCACUUCCUUCUCAGCUGAGACCAACAGGAGGGAUGAGGAUGCUGACAUGAUGAAGUACAUUGAGACUGAGCUGAAGAAGAGGAAGGGCAUUGUGGAGAAUGAGGAGCAGAAGGUGAAGCUGAAGAACGCUGAGGACUCCCUGUACGAGCUGCCGGAGAACAUCCGCGUCUCCUCGGCCAAGAAGACUGAGGAGAUGCUCUCCAACCAGAUGCUGAGUGGCAUUCCCGAAGUGGACCUGGGAAUUGAUGCUAAGAUCAAAAACAUCAUCUCCACAGAAGAGGCCAAGGCCAAGCUGUUGGCAGAGCAGCAGAACAAGAAGAAGGACAGUGAGACCUCCUUCGUGCCCACCAACAUGGCUGUCAACUACGUGCAGCACAACAGAUUCUAUCAUGAGGAGCUCAACGCUCCAGUGCGGAGGAACAAGGAGGAGCCAAAGCCGCGGCCGCUGCGGGUGGGGGACACGGAGAGGCCAGAGCCUGAGCGGUCUCCCCCGAGCCGCAAGCGCCCCCUGAACGAGAAGGCCACAGACGAUUACCACUAUGAGAAGUUCAAGAAGAUGAACAGACGCUACUGAGGCCCUGCCUGCAGCCUGCUCCGCCUCCAGCCGCGCCUGGGGCUGGGCCCUGCAGGGAGAGUCCCUGCGGAGCUUGGGGAAUCAGCUUGCAGGAGCUGUGACCCCCUUGGAGAGGUCAAGUCCUGUAGAUGACUUCUCUUGAGCUAUAAACCUUCCUUCCUUGGAGCAGGAGCCUCUGUGCCUGGCACUUGGUAGUGACACAAUCCUUGUUCUCACAAACCCUCCCCUCACUUCCUCAGGGGUCUGUCCUGGGCCAGUGCUCUUCAGCAUCUGUCAGGGGUGUGGGCAGUGGCACUGAGGCACCCUCAGCAGGUUUGCUGGUGACACCAAGCUGUGAGGGCAGGGAUCCAUCCAGGAGGAUCUCACCAGGCUUGACACGUGGCCAGUGCCAACUGUAUGAAGGUCAACAAGGCACAGUGCAGAGUUCUGCAGCUGGGUCAAGCCAACCCCAGGCACAAGUCCAGGCUGGAUGCAGCCCUGAAGAAAGAGCCUUGAGGGUGCUGGGUGCUGAGCGGCUCCCCAAGAGCCAGCAGGCAGCUGUGUGCUGGCUGCAGCCAGAGCAGUGUGGGCAGCAAGGCAAGAGGGGAUUGUGCCCCUUGGCUCUGCUCUGCUGAGACUUCAGCUCCAGUGCUGCUGUUCCCAGCAGCAGAAGGACACAGGAGGAUUGAGAACUGCAGCUGGCAUGUCCUGCAGCUGUGACCUGUAGCUGGCACAUCCAAGAGCACAUCUGUCACUGUAGCUGGUGGCUGUCCCUGGCCAGCUGAAGGUCUCUGGUGGGCUAACAGCUCUGGCACAGACCAGAGGGCCGUGGCUGAGGUUCCUGCCCUGCUGUGGGAGCGAUCCAAGCAUAGAGAGCUGCACCUGCAGAACUCGCUGGCGUGCAGCAGGCAGCUGCCAAGGCAUUUCCACUCCAGCAAGGGCUGGGCUCCAUGGUGCCCAGCUGCCUGCCCAGGCGCCUCUGCCCGGGUGCUGCUUUGGAGCCCCCCUGGGGCACUGAGAAUAAAUUCAGUUUGCUCUUC
Molecule: messenger RNA, 1989 nt
Organism: Pogoniulus pusillus (Red-fronted tinkerbird)
Lineage: Eukaryota; Metazoa; Chordata; Aves; Piciformes; Lybiidae
Gene: C35H9orf78
Product: chromosome 35 C9orf78 homolog
Exons: 9
Coding region: 101-970 (289 amino acids)
Biological process (GO): mRNA splicing, via spliceosome
Cellular component (GO): spliceosomal complex
Source: RefSeq, a predicted model, not a curated record